Messenger RNA from Colletotrichum higginsianum IMI 349063, 336 nucleotides. Its product is annotated as pyridoxal-5'-phosphate-dependent protein beta subunit. The record is from RefSeq and is a predicted model, not a curated record. Bases 1 to 336 code for a protein of 111 amino acids. Lineage: Eukaryota; Fungi; Ascomycota; Sordariomycetes; Glomerellales; Glomerellaceae. The transcript has a single exon.
AUGCACCAGCUGCGCCCCGGCGACAGGGUCACCUUACCGCCAUACAUCUACUUAGAGGCUAAGGAACAGACCGUUGCCAUGAAUAAGAUGAUCAACGUGGAUUUCACCCAAAGCUUCGAAAUUGAUGAUAUCAUCUGCACUACUGAGGAGACCGGGGCGCGGGUGGUCUUCUUGCAUCCCGUAGCGAACGUCGUUGGACUGCCAUGCAUGAACGUUCGCGCAUUUCUCAAGAAGGUGACAAGACGGGGUGGUUGGAAAGACCGCAUUGUCGUUAUUGACAGGACAAUGAUCUCUGACGGCUUGUCCGUGUUCGACUGGGCUCCGGGCAGCGAUUGA